Messenger RNA from Betta splendens (Siamese fighting fish), 2260 nucleotides. Its product is annotated as tetraspanin-7-like. The record is from RefSeq and is a predicted model, not a curated record. Gene Ontology annotation, cellular component: membrane. The coding region runs from base 368 to 1510 and encodes 380 amino acids. NCBI's taxonomy places the organism in Eukaryota, Metazoa, Chordata, Actinopteri, Anabantiformes, Osphronemidae. The transcript has a single exon.
CCCGCUGCAAUCACCUCUCAACCAUCAAGGAUAGAGCCAGCCUCGCGAUGUGGCUCUCAACGGAGGAAUGUGGAGCUCUCGUGGCUGCACGGGUGGAAGCGAUCCCCGAAAUAAACAGAUAAAUAGGCUGGAAGAAGAGGGAGAGCUGCGGAUGCAGAUAACGGCGCCGGCGAAAGCCCUGCAGCGAGAUUUAUGGGCCAGUCUGCCUUGGUUGUGUUGGUGGGGGAUUAAUAGCAGCCAUAAAGAGGUGGGAGGGGGACUGUGGGUAGCAGGAGGACAGGAGUGAAGGCUCUGUUGGAGGGGAAGACGGGAAAGGGUGAGUGUGGAGAAGAGAGAGAGGGGAGUAGAUAAAGCUGGAGUCGGGACCAUGAGCUCCGCACUGCCCUACGACUCCCUGUCGGCCCGGCCGAGUCCCAGCAGGCAGGUUCUGGACUGGGAGCGCGAGCAGCUCGCGGUGCGUAGACUGUCCUCCGCACGCAGCCUGGACCUGCUCACUCCUCUUCCUCCUCCUCCUCCUCUUCCUCGCCGCCUGUCAGCCAUCCCCGGCUACCUGCUGCCUCCGUACCAGGAGCAGGAGGAGCGGCUCCAGCAUCAGCAGCAGCAGCAUCAGCAGCAGCAGCAGCAGCAGCAGCAGCCGCAGCAGCGCCUCUCCUUGUCCAUGUGCUCAGAGGCCUCCCUGGCGGCGCCGGCACCUCCGCCCGGUGCCGCGGCGGCGCCCUGCUGCCGCGCCGUGGGAGUCAUGCACCUCCUCCGCCUGGCUCUCCUGGCCUUCAGCUGCCUCUUCUGGGCCGCGGGCCUGGCCAUCUUCACCCUGGGCGUGUGGGCCCAGAUCUCUCUGGCGGACUACAUGAUGCUGUCCUCCAACCGGUACCCCAACGCCCCGCUCAUCCUGGUCUCCACGGGCGCCGCCGUCACCGCCUGGGGCUUCCUGGGCUGCCUGGGGGUGGCGGCCAACCUGCCGUGCGUGCUCAGGUCCUACGGCUUCUUCCAGCUGGCCGCGCUGGUCGCCGGGUUGGCCGCGGGCCUCUCCGGCCUGUUCUACCGCCAAGACAUCGCCGGCGGGUUUCGCAGCGGCCUGCAGCGAGCGGUGGCCGGCUACACGCAGGACGAGGGCCGCGCCGACGCCCUGGACAGUCUGCAGAGGGCCCUGGAGUGCUGCGGAGCCGAGGGCUGGCGCGACUGGCUCACGUCGGACUGGGCCAUCCAGCACAUGAGCUUCCUGCCCGCCGAGAACGGCACCUCGGUGUCGCUGCCGGACAGCUGCUGCGUGCGGCGCAAGGGCUGCAGGAACCGCCCGCUGCUGCCGGACGACAGCGAGGACGUGGCCGCCGCCGGGAUCCACCCGCACGGCUGCUUCCGCAAGGUCUUCAGCCUGGUCAACGACAACGUGUUCCACAUCGCCGCCACGGCGCUGGGCCUGGCCUUCAUCCAGAUCGGCGGCAUCGCGCUGGCCUGCCUGCUGGCCAACAAGACGGCGCCGCGGCAGCGCCGCCGGGUGGUGGCGCACUGAAAGGUCGUGACCUUUAGCGAAAAGUCUGCGGGAGUGGAAUAAUCGACGACCUCCCGGCUCUGUUUCACUCUUUGCACAAAUCUACAAAGACUGGACAGUGAACUGUUGACACAAAUUUAAUGUGAACGUAUGUGAAGUGACUGAGAUGUCUAGUUGUACGCUUUGAUGGCAUGAUUUAUGUAGAAUGUAUAAACACGCCGAAUGUCCAAUCCUGUGGGAGAUCUGGACGCGCAGGAAUGUCCACCAGCAGUUUUCCACCUUGGGUUUAGUCUGCGUGCAGCAGAUGUUCCCUCCGAGGACGUGAUGGGGUUCUUCCAUCGCGACGGCCGCCGCGCCCCGCGGAGCUGUCGCCGUCUGCCGAGCUGCGAUGCCGUUCGACCGCGUUGUUUAGUUUGUAUGUGCGAAACUGAAUUCUUUUCAUGACACAACUUCGGGCGUUGCGUCAGCAUGAGCCACAUGCUGGGCGGUCUGUCAUUAGCAUGCGUCAGCCAGAAGCAUUGCUUCACCGUAAAAGUUGGGCACAGUGGGAACAGGCGUGUGAGUCACAUUUAACACAUUCACAUUUAACACGGGCACGUUCAUCUCAUCUGUGUGUGAAGGUCCUUCAAUAUAAGGUCAAAGGUCAUUUAUUGCUGUUGUAAUAUGUCCCACAUUCAAUAAUAUGGCUUGUAAUCUAUUGUAAUAGCUACAAAUGGUGCGAGCAUGCAUGAUGUGUAACAGUAAACUAAUAAAACCCUGGAUGUGUAUUGA